Triticum turgidum subsp. durum (durum wheat) is the source of this 999-nucleotide messenger RNA. The record is from the annotation of a GenBank genome assembly. NCBI's taxonomy places the organism in Eukaryota, Viridiplantae, Streptophyta, Magnoliopsida, Poales, Poaceae.
AUGUCGGAGAAGAACAAGAAGAAGGGUGUGCGCAUGGCGCAGCAGGAGCUGGAGGACCUCUACCUCGGCGUCCCCGACGGCUCCGUCGACCUCACCUUCCGAGACUUCGUCGUCGCCCCGCCACCACCGCCCACCGCCUCCGUGUCGCCUGCUCCCACCUGCUUGGCCCCCAUCCACGAGCAACCUAAUGAGGACGACCCUGCAGCUGCAGCCGAGACCGAGCGCAGCAACAAGGCGCUCCUCUCCAGGACCUCCACCAACAUCUUCACCUACAAGGUCCAGUCAUCCGCCUCUUCCGACGACGACGACGACACCACCCAGCGCCACCAGGACACGACAACACCGCCGGGCUUCCAGCUCUCCCCUUCCCCGUCCCCUCCUCCGCCCGCCCGCUCCUCCCGCGCCACCAGAAGCAGCCACGCCGGCAGAAGCGGCCGGCCCAUGCGCCGGGCGGGCAUCCCGCACUCCAACCUCUGCGCGGCGUGCAGCCGCUACAUGCAUGUCUUCCGCCACCGCUGCCUCGUCUGCGGCCGCGCAUACUGCCGCCGCUGCGUGGGCGCCGGCAUGGGAGACAUGACCGAGGGACGCAAGUGCCUCGACUGCCUCGGCCGCAAGUACAGCCACCGCUACAUCCACCGCGCCGGCCGGGGCGCCACCGCCGCCGCGGGCCUCCUCUGCCUCUGCUGCUGCGCGCUCCACGCCUGGGGCUCUUCCUCCUCCGUCAGGGCCGAGGAGCUGCUCUGGGCCGAGAAGGGCCCCGCGCCGCGCCGCCGGCCCUCCACGUCUUCCUCCACCACAUCCAUCUCCGCGUCCUACAGCACGGCGGCCGGUGGUGGGGGUGGCUACUCGGCGUCCAUGAGCAUGACCAUGAUGAGCAUCAACAGCGGCGCCAGCAACAGCAACGGCCACGGCCACAGGAACAGCAACGUCGUCGUCGUCGCACCGCCGCCUGCAUCCUUCUCCCGCAGCAGCGCCAACCCGCACGCUUUCCCUCUCUAG